AAAUCCUUCUUGAGGCAGAGAAACUGUUAAUUUGAUGGAAACACACAGAGGUUGAGAAUUUGCCCUCAGCUGCCGUACUGAAAAAAUUUAUAACUUUUUUAGUUUCUAUAAAAUAACAACUUAAGAUGCAACUUAGAAUUAAUACCCUGCUGUUAAUAUUACCAAUAGUCGUGGUAUACGCUGAUCACCACUCAAGAACCAAUCAGAAGCCAGAUAUGAGCACCAUAGUCCACCUUUUCGAAUGGAAGUGGGAUGAUAUCGCAGAAGAAUGUGAAAGGUUCUUGGCACCUCACGGCUUCGGUGGAGUUCAGAUAUCCCCUCCAUCGGAAAACCUUAUCAUCCACUUACCUGAUGGGUCUCGAACGUGGUACGAACGGUACCAAGUGAUGUCAUACAAACUAAAGACAAGAUCGGGAGACGAAAGCCAGUUCUUGAACAUGACUAGAAGGUGUAACAAUGUCGGUGUAAGAAUAUACGCAGACGUAGUCGUGAAUCAUAUGACUGGUGACAGCCCGAGUAACAUAGGGACAGGUGGCAGCACUGCUGACUUCAAGAAUUACCAUUAUCCAGGAGUUCCUUAUCAUAGAGAACAUUUCCACCAACCUUACUGUAGUGUUGAUAACUACAAUAAUGCUACUGAGGUCCGUGAUUGUCAACUGGUGGGUUUGAAAGAUUUAAACCAGACGACAGGUCACGUCCGCACCGAGAUCGUUGAAUAUUUCAAUGUUCUUAUUGAUUCUGGAGUGGCCGGCUUCAGAGUAGACGCAGCAAAACACAUGUGGCCGAACGACUUGAAGAAGAUAUACCAAAAGCUGAACAAUCUCAAUACGAAUUUUGGUUUCGCUCCAAACACAAGACCGUAUAUUUACCAAGAGGUUAUAUAUUACGGCAAUGAAGCUAUCAAACCUUCGGAGUACUCUUCACUGGGAGACGUAACGGAAUUUAGGGUGGGAUCAGAAUUGAAAGCGGUAUUUCGCGGUAAAAAUGCGCUGAAAUGGCUGGUGAAUUGGGGAGAAGGAUGGGGUCUGUCCCCAUCUGAAACGGCACUUUCUUUCAUUGACAAUCAUGACACUCAAAGAAGUAGUGAUGUCUUGACAUACAAGGAAGCCAGAGCUUAUAAGGCAGCAAUAGCAUUCAUAUUGGCGCAACCGUAUGGAAUCCCGAGAAUUAUGAGUAGUUACUUCUUUGAUAAAAGUGACCAAGGACCCCCUAAUGACAGAAAAGAAAACAUAAUUUCUCCCUCAAUUAAUCACAACGAUACAUGCGGCAACGGAUGGGUAUGUGAACACCGCUGGCGACAAAUCUACCAAAUGGUAGCAUUCAGAAACGCGGUCAAGAACGAAACGGUACAAAACUGGUGGGACAAUGGCAAUAAUCAGAUUGCAUUUAGUAGAGGCAGCAGAGGAUUCAUAGUGUUCAACUUGGAAGGAUCUGAUUUAAAUCAAAGAUUGCAGACUGGCCUGCCACCUGGAGAAUAUUGUGACAUCAUAAGUGGUAAAAGAAUGAACGGAUCGUGUUCUGGUGUUAAGAUAACCAUUGACGAUCACGGACACGCAAAUAUAGUGAAAAAGGCAAACGGAGAAGAUAUACAUUUGGCUAUUCAUGUUGGAAAAGAGUCUAAGCUGUGAAAUGUAACAAGCAAUGAUAACAUUAACAGUCUAAACAUAGUAUACAUCUUUAUCACAAGUUUUAAUUGUAUUAAAUCAUUUAAUCUACUUAUAAUUGAGUUAUAAUACAUGAUCGUGAGAUAAUUAUGUUUCUUUUAUUGCUGAUUAAUUAAA
Molecule: messenger RNA, 1781 nt
Organism: Amyelois transitella
Lineage: Eukaryota; Metazoa; Arthropoda; Insecta; Lepidoptera; Pyralidae
Product: alpha-amylase
Exons: 10
Coding region: 126-1628 (500 amino acids)
Biological process (GO): carbohydrate metabolic process
Molecular function (GO): alpha-amylase activity; cation binding
Source: RefSeq, a predicted model, not a curated record